CCCUCAACUCUUAUUGAUUGGAAGACAAAUUGAGUAUUUUGUCUUUUCAAAUGAAACAAGAGAGUGCGUAAAACAGUUUAACGAACCCAGUGAUUUAAAAUUCGACUCCUUUAAUAAGUUUAUAAACAGAUACAUCCCCUUGUUUAUUUAAAAUAAGGUAAUAACUGAUACCCAACAACACAAUCUAAAUUCAUGAAGCGUUCGAACCGAUAAGGUAUCCUAACAAUACAAUAUUGAGCGGUAUGUAAAUUAAUGUCAUGCGAGGACAUUGUUUUGGGUCUAAUCUUGUGGUAUGUAUGAUAAUCUGGUAGUGUCAGCGGCGGUGCGAGGCCGAGGUACCUCCUAUGAAAUGGUGUGAUUGAAUGGGUAGAAAGAUCCAUAAAUUGGCCUAACUAUCAACAAAUUAUCUUUUUGGCUUUGGUUUAUCAGGAACUACAAUUAAGCACCAGGGCCAUUGAUUGACCCCUUCCCAAAAUGUUUGAGCUUUUUUGAGAUUGGAAAAUGAUUUGUUAUGUAAACUUUACAAGCGCUGGGAUUCGUAACUUGGCUACCCAGCCAACCUGUAGAAUUCCUUCGACAAUGGUUUAAAAAUGUCGUCUGCUUACCAGUCACGUGAUUUAAAUCCGUCCGGCAGAGUGCCAGCAAUAGAACUUGGCUACCCUUCUGUCGUACUUUUUACCUUCAUUCCAAGCGAGAAAGAAUCUAGUGAGAUUCCCGUGUCCGAGGGGGACAUAGUACAACUUCUCUACAGUGUUGGAGGUUGGGUGUUUGUGAAAACUUACGAAGGAAAUGUAGGGUACAUUCCCUUAGACUUCUGCGGGGAAUUGGAAAGUUCCAAAGAGGUUGGUGCUGUAUUCAAAGGAGACUCAACCGUGCAAAAAGCACGACAGCUAGAACUAUCGCGCCAGUGCACUGAGGAUGUGACUGAUUUUCGCUCAUGUUGUGAUAAUAGUGUACAGAAAUUGAUAUCUUUUGAAAGUACUGAAACUUUAAUCGAUACAUGGGAUAAUGUACAGCAAAACAAUACAAAACAUUCCGACGAACAUGUUAAUUGUAACUUAAACCUGCGAAGCUAUCAUUCCCUCUCUAAUCAACAGAACCUCGAUACAACGAUCUGUGAACAUAGACUUUGGAAAUCCAAUAAUUCUGAUUAUGAGCCAUCCAUUUUGUCAAAAUCGCUCUCUUGUGACAUAUGUAAUGCAUUUUUGUCACGGUUGAUAUCCGGAGUUCACAGUUUGGCCAUAACUGAUAAAGAAAAAGCGGAUUUGAAAUCACGAAAGCUACUUAAGCUAUUGCAAAGAGCGACACAAGAAGGUCUCAAUUUGAUUUCCAAUAUAAGAUAUUUAACUGGAUAUGGACAGACGUGUUGUGCUGGAUUUAAAGAGAAUGGAAUUAGAUCUGGUAAUGACCUGGACCAAGAGCCGGUGCCAGAGUUUGGCGCACACUGCAUGCAAUGUGAAAUUUUAAGGGAAUUUUUUAAAUUGUCGGAAAAAUACUCCAUGACGGAUUUAUACGCUACGAUACGGGAUCUGCAUAUUCACGCUCUUAGUGAUUCCGAUUCCGAUCCCGAUUCUGGCACUCACAUCACAUCGGGCUCGAUUAAAACGGAUGAAACUAACACGUGGGCUUCAAAAAACGAUGAAAAAUAUAAAGUGUCUGGAGACCACAAAUCAAGAAAUGCGGAACUUUUCUUAGGUUCUAAAUCUCCCAAUGAAAUAAAGAGAAGUGUGUCUUUUCAGUUGGAGGAUAGGUCAGCAAUAAAAUCAGAAAUUAUGAGGAAUAAUUCGUUUUCUGGAGAAAUGACCUUGACAAAGUCGAAUAGUGAGAAAGAUGACGGAAGUCAGAACAGAGAAUCCCUUCACUCGGGAUACUCUCAAAAAACAGUGGACUCUGGUAUUGCUGAUGUUCAUGAUGAUCUUGAUUCAAGUUUCCAAUUUGAGCCAAGAUCUGAGGUAGGGGAAGAGCGGGACGAAAAUUCAAACCUGCAAGAAAGAAAAGUGUCACUUAUUAAGCCAGAAUCUAACAAGACCCCUACUAACUUUGAUGGUUCGGGGGUGUACGGUUUCCAGGCAUUACUUCAUUCCAAAAUGCCUCCGUCUCCACGACUUUCUUCCACAAAGCCUAAUGCUCAAAGGACGCCAAGAAAUGAGGCAGCUAUAAAGAGACAAGAUGCAUUUAAACAAAAGAUGACCCCUUUUCUCGGAAAAUUAUCACCGAGAGAAAGUAACCCAACGCCUUCUGUGGAAUCUAAUGCUUCCAUUCAACCGUCUGUGUCAAAAAUGUCGUUUUCACAACGAACACUAGACAAAUCUAAAUCUUUCACUGAAAUUGAACCUUCUUCGAGUUUGGGUGCUGGGUCACCUUUGAUAAAACUUGACGAAACUGUGAAGGAAGGAGACAAUGAUUUUGCUAAGCCUUCUGUGCCUGUAAUACGUGGAUCUCUAGAAGAUUCACAGGCAGGCAGCGAUAAAAGAAAAAUAUUAGCGAGACGAAUUCAGUCUAUGAAAGCUCCUCCAGAUCUCAGACAGUCAGCAGAUUUCUCACGAAAAGAUGACAAAGAUAUCCGGAAAUCUUUGCACGAUCUUUCUCAAGUGAAAAGAACUUCUAGUGUGAAACCAGCACCACUGCGCGCACAACACACAAUUCCACUACAAACUCCACAGAAAGACGUUAGUACUGGAAAGACAGUGCUAGUUAAAAAGUUCAACAAACAAAUGUGGCGCCCUCCUGUGGGAAGUCCAGAGGGUUCCGAUCAAAGACCCUUUUCUCCAUUCGGAGGAACUCUGCCACCAUCUAAAAUUAACAAAAAGAAAGUCCAUGAAGUUUUCGUUUGAAGGAGAAUGACUUCGUCGUUACCGACAUUUAUUUAUUUUUCAUUAUGUUCUGUUUUCUAUAGGAUAUUUCGAAGUGUCAUCGGCUCACUGGAGUAAUUGAUUUGUAAUGGUGGCCAGUUAUUUGAUGGGAGUCAAGUUGUCAGACGCAAGAAAAUGAUUUUUGCUUCUGUCAAGUACAUCCCUGUAACUUGUAUACAAAUGAUUGUACAUUGUUUGAGUUUGCUUAUAUUAUGACCUGAAUGUGGUCACAUACCUUUUGUAGUGCCAAUCAAGCAAUGUGUGAUACUCUUUUUCAACAGUCUAGAUACAUAUAUUACAUUUAAUCCGUCCAACCAUUUUUUUUACAAAUUCAUGCUGGCUGUGUUAUUUGUUACAGUUAAUUGUUUUCUCCAUUUGUACGUUAUGAUAGAUUUACGGUAUUGUGGGAGAUGCUGAGUAACUUGUUUCUUGCAGGAUAUUCCUAGUUACAGGUUAUGCGUGUAUGUUAAGUAUGUAACGGGUUAAAUUGUACUGAGAUAAUUUGUUCGAUAAAACGUAACCAUAUCCCAGGCAUAACACUUAAUUUUACCUGUUUGUUGUUUUCAAGUUACAGAAUAUGUUAACUGUUAUCGUGAUGCUGUUGAUUAUUUGUUUUAGGAUGUCCCACCUGAGAUAUCAAUUGUUGUAAAUAAUGACAUAAUUUAUGUUGAAGUAUUUAUUGCAUUAAAUUGUUAGUUACA
Molecule: messenger RNA, 3553 nt
Organism: Saccostrea echinata
Lineage: Eukaryota; Metazoa; Mollusca; Bivalvia; Ostreida; Ostreidae
Exons: 3
Coding region: 591-2834 (747 amino acids)
Molecular function (GO): protein binding
Source: RefSeq, a predicted model, not a curated record